This is a messenger RNA of Monascus purpureus, 1719 nucleotides long. NCBI's taxonomy places the organism in Eukaryota, Fungi, Ascomycota, Eurotiomycetes, Eurotiales, Aspergillaceae. The record is from the annotation of a GenBank genome assembly.
CAGCCAGACUCCUUUUAAUCUGCUGGUUCCCUUUUCCUUCCUUCUGCAUCUCCCCUGCUAACUGCUUCCUCAGUUUUAUCCUCUUUUUUGGUACACGGUUGGCUGAUUUCGUUGAAACAAUCAUGAAGAAGUUCGGAUUCAAGAAGUCUGGGGAUGGCGACGACCACGACUCGAACAGACGGGCACUCUUUGGCUCCAGAUCGAAAAACAAGACCCCACCGGCUGCAAAUCCUUACGCAGCACCCAUUCAUACCGAUCCUUAUGCCAGAGCAAAGAUAAGCGCAGGAGUGGCACCACCGCCACCUGGAAUGGAACAUCUUGCUCGUUCUCCUCAGGCAGCCAACCCUCCCGCUGGCUAUGCGCCUAACAAUUUUGGCAAUCAGGGGGGAUAUGGAAGCAAUAGGUUUGGCAGCGGUAGCGGCCCGGGCACACGGUAUGGUGCUGGCGGUUACGGAGGCUUGGGUAGCGCGGACCCCAACGACCCUGCGGACUCCAAUCGCGAUGCACUUUUCGGAGGUGCAAGAGAACGAGUGCAGCAGCAGCAGCCUGGAGCCCCUCCGCCGUACUCAGAGCAGUCUGGUACCAAUGCUGGUGGUGCAGGCGAUGGUUACAAUACCGCUCUUUAUCAAGAACGGCAACUCACCGCAGAGGAGGAGGAGGAGGAAGAAAUCAAGGCAAUCAAACAAGAUUUGAAGUUCAUCAAGCAAGGAGAUGUUUCGUCUACUCGUAAUGCUCUCCGAGCUGCUGCCCAAGCAGAAGAAGUCAGCCGCAAUACGCUCGCGCGGCUGGGAGCCCAAGGAGAGCGAAUCCAUGAUACCGAGAAGAGCUUGGAUGCUGCGGCCAUUGAAACCCGAAUCGCCGAAGAAAAGGCAAGGGAGCUCAGAACACUCAACAAGAGUAUGUUUGCUGUUCAUGUGUCAAACCCAUUCACCAGCGCCCAGCGACGUCGAGAGCGUGACUUGAAUAUCCUUAAUACGAACCGGGAAGAUCGUGAAAAUCGUGAGAAUACCCGGCUUGAAGCUUUCAUGGCAAAUCAGCGAAUGGACCGUAACUUCAGAGACAUUGAAAAACAAUCUGGUGCAACUGGAACCUAUAAGAAGAAUUUACUAGAGCGGAAGAAAUACCAAUUCGAGGCUGACAGCGAGGAUGAUGCGAUGGAGGACGAAAUCGAACAGAACCUGACUCUUCUAAGUGGCGCUGCCGGCCGGUUGAACGGUCUCGCCCGCGCAACGAAUCGUGAACUGGACGAGCAGAACAGACAUUUGGAGCGGAUUAUGGGAAAGAGCGACAUGGUGGACGACCGGAUUGCCCUGAACCGCGCCAGGCUGGACCGUAUUCAUUAGACGAACCGGCCUGUUGCUCCUUGUCUAUAAUCUCGCUAAUUGAGCUAUGGACCGCCCGGUGCUGUCGAGCUCAGCAUUGUCCUGGUUUCUUUUAUUGCACACGCACACACACGGCUUCGUAUUCCAUAUUUGGCGUUUGAGCGUUGAUCCAUCGUUUUACUUACUGCUGUGUUCUUAACCGUCUGCCCUGAACUGUAUCGCAAGCGGUGAGAAAGGAAGGCCAGAACAUAAUAGUAGACCUAGUAGUUUGGCAUAUAUCAUUACGAACUUGUAGCCUCCAGUAUUAUUAUUAAUCUUUGUAUUUUUAAUAGUUUUCCUUGAUAUUCGUUACCUUUCCAGCCAAAGAUAUUCUGUCUACCAUGCCAUACAGUUGAGU